UCUGCCAACCAACGCUUGCAGUUGGAGUUCGGCGGCGCGGCAGGGAACAUCGGCGGGAGGAAGCAGCAGAAGCAAGCGGGGGUAUGGGGAACCAUCACAGCCACGAUGUCCUCCUGCAAAAUUCUCUCCCAAGGAACAACUCUGGAUCUGAUCUUCACGACAAGACCCCGACGCAAUUAGUGCCCAUUGACAAAUUAGCUAAGAUUCUUGCCCAGAAGAGUUUAGAAGAAGAUUCGGUGCAAGGAAUUACGAGCCGAAUAUUCACUAAAUAUGUGUUCCCGCGGUAUCCAGAUUUAUCCCAACGGCUGUUCUUGUUCUUCCAUUCCUCCGCUGGCCCACAAAAACAUGAGUGGCUUAGCCAAACAACAUUCAAACAACAGGCCGAAAGAUUUCUUGGCGUUCUGGCUGAUGAGCGACAGAUUGAGAUAUAUGUCAAGAUGUAUUCAUCCGAUGACAGUGAGGUGACACAAGAAAAUUUUAGAGAUCUGCUUAUGGCUGCAUAUCGUUUAGCGAUGGAUCAUUAUCCUGAAGGCUCUGUUACGUGCAAGAGACUCUACCACACCUUGCAGGCUGUUAUUGAUUCUGCUUUCCAUCGUAAGAAGACACUGUCGGUGACAUACCUGACGCACUGGAUACAACAGCACUGUCCUCGCCUGACUGUGGGGCUGUUCCGCUUCGUGGUGCACGUCCUCAGUACAGCUUACAGGUCCCUGGGUCAAGACAACAAUGGACCAGCGGAGCUGGACUUGAGUACCCCAGUGCUGGAACGAGAAAUAAGCUUUGCACCUAAAGAUGACGAAGAAGAAAUGCUUCCAGUGUCAGAGGUGUGGCUGUUGUCACUGACAUUGCCUGCAGUAUUCACUCGCCCAUCACCUCACCACUCUCCCGCUUCGUCCGCCAACGGCCUUUCUUCGCAGCAAUUCAUCGCCAAAAUGCUUGGCUGUAUCUGUCCGUCCCAUUGGGUCCUGCUGUACAACAGCAGCCAACAUGGACUUGGAGCCAACAGGUUCAUGCAUCACGUGCUGGGCUAUAAAGGGCCGACGCUGAUUUUCGUGCGUGGUGAGCAGGAUACGCAGUUCUGCCUGUCGGCCAGCAGCGAGUGGCGGGAGUCCCACCAGUACUGGGGGGAUGAAGACUGCGUCCUCCUGCAGAUGCUUCCUCGUUACCACGUUGUGGAAAAGGGUCCCAAACUUCUGUACCUGAACACCUCAAUACGGGGCUAUCCAGUAGCACUGCGAGCAGGGCAAGAUCCCCGGAAACCCAGCCUCGAGGUUGAUAUAGAUUUCUCUGUUGUCAAAUUUUGUGACAUCCCAUACAGCCUCCUUGAUGUUGAGGUGUGGGGCUGUGGACCUCAGCAAUCUAGGGAGUCUCAGUUGGAAAUUAAGAAGUGGCAGGUCAAACAGGCAGAAAAGCAACGUGUUGUGAAACUGAGUGCCGCCGAAUGGGUGGACCAUCCAGACCGCUACCUGCUUGAACUGGCGGGGCGUACGUGCUACAACAAUAAGAUGACGAAACCUGGGUGCAUCACUCAGAGCUGGAAACGAAAAAGCAAUCACCAGAAAAGAAGAAAUUCGAGGCAGCUCAUGAUGACAGUUUUUUGGGAUAGUGAUUGUGUCAUUCUCGUGAAUGUGCUGCUAAAAGAAUCGUGGCGCCUCUGGCAUGGAGUGCCAUGUCUUUGGACCUGAUGACCUUGGACUCUACUUCUGGCUAGCACAUUCUGCACGCUGUGUUCGUGCAGCCAUAUUGUAUUCGCCUUGUUCAGUGUCUAAAUAAAUGUUAA
Schistocerca nitens (vagrant locust) is the source of this 1780-nucleotide messenger RNA. RefSeq lists its product as uncharacterized. The transcript is spliced from 11 exons. The record is from RefSeq and is a predicted model, not a curated record. Bases 84 to 1685 code for a protein of 533 amino acids. Lineage: Eukaryota; Metazoa; Arthropoda; Insecta; Orthoptera; Acrididae.